This is a messenger RNA of Ostertagia ostertagi, 1059 nucleotides long. The record is from the annotation of a GenBank genome assembly. Lineage: Eukaryota; Metazoa; Nematoda; Chromadorea; Rhabditida; Trichostrongylidae.
UAUACGAAUUCCGGGAAAACCAGCUUAGUGAAAUGUCUCACUGGAGCUGCGAGCUUGGAUCCUAAAGAUCGCCUCUUCGCCACCCUGGACACUACACGACACAGCGCCAGGGGAAUUCCCGAACUUUCCUCAGAUAACGUCUUCAACCACAAGUUCAGGCUCCCAUCGGGUCGCAAGGUAGUGUUCACGGACACCAUUGGAUUCUUGAGUGAUCUUCCCAUGCACCUUUUGGCUGCCUUCCAAGCAACGCUUUCCCAUGUAACCUUGGCAGAUGUCAUCAUUCAUAUUCGCGACCUUUCGAAUCCAGACUGGCCAGCACAGAGCGAAGACGUGGAGAAGACUCUGGAGCAGAUUGGAUUGCCUCCAGAUCGACUGAAUGAUAUUGAUGUGGAAGGGACACCCUCGACGUCUUCAUCAGGAGCCGUGAGAAUAUCGUGCAAAACGUCCGAAGGCAUAGAGGGUCUCAUAGAGAAAGUAGAUAAAAUGGUACUACAGACAACCGGUUGUGAUAGCUUCGUAGAUUUCGCUAAGGUUCGUGUCGCAGCUUCAUUUCUUACUGUACAGCCUGCUUUGUCACUUGAAAUAAAGUGCAACAUGGUAGGAGUUACCGAUUUCACGCCCAGUGAUCCUGAAAAUCAUCGGUGGUUUCUGAAGUUUCGAUGCAUGAACUGCGGCGAAUCUCGCGAUUACUGGCAGUAUGUCGUUAUCAAUGAAGUGUUGGAAGUUCCCGGCAGUCGUGGAGAGGCGAAUCUUGUUGAGAAGUGUAAGCUGUGUAACCGGGUGAACACAGUUGCCAUCAUCCAAGAUUCCAUUGGAAAAUAUGACGCUGCUGAGCAUAAUGAGGAGUGGCAGUCUAUGAUUCAGCUAGAUUGUCGUGGUCUGGAACCCAUCGAUUUCGAUCCGAGGAUGGGAUGGACCGCCGUUGGCACGGAAUCUGGGACAGUGUUUGACGACAUCGAUCUCUCUGAGAAGGCAUGGGCCGACUACGAUGAAAAAGUCGGUGAGGCGACGGAGAUCGGUGACUUUGAAGUACGAUUCGUUCACGCUAAGCAGAAGUAA